Messenger RNA from Uncinocarpus reesii 1704, 1119 nucleotides. RefSeq lists its product as uncharacterized. The coding region runs from base 1 to 1119 and encodes 372 amino acids. NCBI's taxonomy places the organism in Eukaryota, Fungi, Ascomycota, Eurotiomycetes, Onygenales, Onygenaceae. The record is from RefSeq and is a predicted model, not a curated record. The transcript has 4 exons.
AUGCCUCCACGUAAACGGCUCUCCAGCGCUGCGGCUGCGUCCCGCCAGGCAAAACGCGCGCGACUUGCUCUUCCCGAACCAGAUUCGGGAUUGCCAUUCUCGCCUGCGGGCCCUGACUCGGAAUUCCAAGAUCCCAUGCGUCAAUCCCUUCUCGAGGAGAUUGAGGCUAUUCUCAAGCUUGAACACGGGUCAGACUACACUGUACCCGUAGAGGUGUGGGCAGCACUCUGGCUCAGCGACAUCGAAAACCUUCGGGUAUUUAAAACCCAACAUCCUCCCUUGUUAAACGCCUCGCUCCGAAUUCAAAAUCUGGCUCAAGAGCUCUUGAAAUCAUGGAACCAAAGGAAGCGAUCUCGGUCUACGACGAGCUCUCCAGCACGCACUCCGAAUCCUUCAACCGGACGUUCUGCCCGACCAAGUCGAAUUGCUUCAUCACUUCAUGAACACAUCCCAAGUGUCAUUGAGCGUCUUAAAAACCUAUCUACCUCAGAACCUAGGCUCAGACGCUCAGACCGUGAAAAGAAUCUGUGUAAAUCGAGGGAUAAUACGCGUUGUGUUGUCACGCACAUGCCAGAGAUUGUCGAAGUCGCCCAUAUCUAUCCUUAUCCCAUGUCAUCCCUUCCUCGUAACGACUCCUUCUGGGGUAGUCUACAGGUAUUUUGGUCGGAGGAACGUAUUAAGCAAUGGAAGGCGGCCGUUUUUACAGAGAGAAGCACUAAAGCUUGUUAUAACCUCAUCACCUUUGAUCCUCUGGUCCACGCGUGUUGGGGGCGAGCUCUAUUCGCUCUGAAGCCUCUUGAUGUUGCUGAGGAUCAAAAGAGCAUGCAAGUCCAGUUUUUCUGGCUCCGCAAUUAUCCCAGACGACCAGCCCAGUCCAUUACUAGCCGUCCAGAAUUACCUGCGAGCCUUGACGGGAACCUUGCAGAUUUAUGCCUUUUUGACUGCAUAACCGACAAAGUAAUAGUUUCAGGUACUGUCUUGACGCUGCAUACAGAUGACCCAGAAACAAAACCUCUUCCCAGCAUCGCCUUGCUUGAGAUGCAAUGGUUUCUUCAUCGACUCACUGCCAUGAGUGGCGCCGCCAACGUUUUCUCUAAGAGAAGGCGAUUGGAGAUGUGA